GAGGACCGUCCAUGGGUUUCGCGCAAAUAAAAGGCGCGGUUACGUCGACGAGGUUCACAUCAAGUAUUUUCAGUUAAUGUGAUCAUAUUUGCUCCAGCCAUGAAGUUCGUGCUGAUUGCUUGCCUGGGAAGCCUCGUCUUGGCACAACAGGAACUACAGGGACCAGGGCCCUUCGUCAGGGACCUGCGAGCUGACGUGCUAAGAGACUUUCCAGAACUUUGCUUCUCUUCAACAAACUUCCGACUCUUCUUGGAAAAUCAGUCAUGGAGCUUGUUCCCCUUCUGUGGAAAAGCUGAAUGCAUCAAGGAAGAAACGCGGUUCGUUGAGCGCGUCCAUGACUGCGGUCCUCAGCCCAAGAAUGGUGAAGCAUGCACGAUUUCCAACCUAGAUGAGCUUCAACGAAACGACACAAUCCUCGAAUACCCAGCGUGUUGCCCAAAAUAUGUGUGCCCUGAUGGAGUCACCCUUCAGUAUCCUACCCAGGAGGAGAUCCAGGCUGAGAUUCAGAAGCAAAAUCAAGCCGCUUUGCAGGCAGCCAAGGAGGCCGCAGCAGCAAGGGAAGCGGCAGGACCACAAGCAGCAGCAGGAGCUUCUUAAGUUACUUCAGAAAGACGAGUCAAACUUAUAGUUAUGUAGAAAACACAAUCUGUACCACCAGUGCACUGGGGUGUGUUCACAUCCUAAGCCUUAUUGAAAAUAGAGACUGUCACUUUGAGUCAUA
Messenger RNA from Penaeus monodon (black tiger shrimp), 721 nucleotides. RefSeq lists its product as uncharacterized. The record is from RefSeq and is a predicted model, not a curated record. NCBI's taxonomy places the organism in Eukaryota, Metazoa, Arthropoda, Malacostraca, Decapoda, Penaeidae.